UAUAUUUACCCUGAUUUUUUUUUUUGAUUUUUCGUUCUCUUUCCCGUAGUAUGGUACAUGUAAUUAUCUGAGUGAACACAUAGUUCAUGUAAAUCUCAUUUUGAAUGUUAAGUUCACAUCAAAGCAGAAAAUGCGGUUAUAAGACCAAGGAUUUCUAUACAAAUCCUUGUUCUGAGUGCUGGUUAUUUAAACUAGCUUAAAACGUCAAAUAUAUAGAAUACCGAUCGAAAUUUGUAUCGUUUAUGACAGCUGUGGACGAAAAUAUAUCAGAAAAAUUCGAUAUGUAGACACAGAACCAUAGAAUGUCAAAAAUAUUGGAUUUGCCAUCAAAAAAGAUUUUUAUAAAAGACUUGCAACAAGCAGUGAAAUGUGUAGCAAGUAGCACAGAAAAUCAACAGAAAAGUAUAAAGGAAUGGCAGUCUAAGGGAAGAACAUUUAGUGUUGUGUGGGUUCAGGGAACAGUACUUCAGGUAUCUAAUGACUCAGACAUGAUGUUGGUAGAUGAUGGAACUGGGGUUGUAAAAGUAAUUGGUUGCUGUAAAAUACCUCAUAUGUCUGAAAAAUUGAAACAUGGACAGUAUGCUAUGGUUAUUGGACAGUUGAUGGCAGUAGGAAAUAUACCAGUAAUGAGAGCUCUUAAAUUCCAGAACUUAACAAACCACAUUGUCGACUUAGAAACAUGUUGGAUACUGGAAGUUCUGGAACAUAUUUUAAAUAAAGAAUAAAAAUAUUAUUUAUUACAAACAUUUUCAAAUGUGUUCUGUUUUACAAAUAAAUAUAUUUUUCUAAGCAAACAUGUAA
This is a messenger RNA of Mytilus californianus (California mussel), 801 nucleotides long. Its product is annotated as recQ-mediated genome instability protein 2-like. The transcript is spliced from 5 exons. NCBI's taxonomy places the organism in Eukaryota, Metazoa, Mollusca, Bivalvia, Mytilida, Mytilidae. Gene Ontology annotation, biological process: maintenance of rDNA; regulation of sister chromatid segregation; negative regulation of double-strand break repair via homologous recombination. Bases 303 to 725 code for a protein of 140 amino acids. Gene Ontology annotation, cellular component: cytosol; nuclear speck. The record is from RefSeq and is a predicted model, not a curated record.